AGUGACUAUAGUCUAUACUCAUACUGUCUACAUAGACUCUAACUCUAGUGUAGUAGAGUAGCCUACUAUACUAUACACUGUAUGAGUUGCAAAGAAAUUGAAGCCUAAUUGAGGAAAGCGCAAACAGGGACAUCCUCGUAUAACUUGGUGCAAUACUUUCUUGGAGGACCUCAAAGCAGUGGACACCAGGUAGUGACUAUAAGCCUUGGCCUAAGUGCAAGCUGCAUUGAAUUUUCAUCCCUUAAAAAAUUCAAACAGAAUGCUGCUAAGAUUCACUAGAUUUUUGGACCAUUGUGAAAAGUUUUCAUUCAGCUCUAUAGUGUAAGCCAUUCAUGUUAAGUGCAAAACAGAAGCAGUGUUUAUUGAACUCGGAUGGAAACAUCAGCAAAAAAAUAUGAACAUUAUCAUUUUAAGAAAAGGGGUUCAAGUAAAGCAAUGUCUCCAUCACCAUUGAAAACAUACACUGUACAUUUCAACUUGAACAGUCUUCGCAGUAGCAAUUCUGUAUCACCAUCACUUCCAACUGUCUCACUGGGAUCUUUGAAUACUUCUAUUGAUCAAGCUCCAAGAAAAAAUAAAAAUGGAAAAAAGAGGCAUAGUGGAUGGUAUCGUCUGCAGCGUAAGUUACCAAGAAAAGGAGUUGUGGCCAUUGAGAAUAGCCACCCCCAUCAUCAGUUAGUUUCCUGUGUGCGACAAGGAAUUAGAGAACUUAAUAGGAAAUUUCCAGCUUUUGGUCCUAAAGUGGAAUUAAAUAACUUAGACUUCACAGAAGUUUUAAAAACUGAGAUUCAAAGUAAUAAAAAGAUUUUCGAAUUUGAAUCAUAUUCACCUUCAGUAUUUGCAACUAUACGUCAAGCUAUUGAUAUAACUGAAAAUGAAUUCCUAAACUCAGUUGCACCAGUAGAUGAUCAUCCAUAUUAUGAAUUCAUCAGUAACUCAAAAAGUGGCCAGGAUUUUUUCUUAAGUAACAACAUGCAAUUCAUGUUUAAAUCUAACAGACAGAGGGAUGUCAAGUUCUUUAUUUCAAUACUCAGAAAUUAUCUACAGCACUUCAUUUCCUACCCACAUUCCUUGCUGGUGAAAUAUGUUGGCUGCUAUGCAAUUAAAUUUCCUGGAAAACCAAAAAAAUAUUUCCUUGUCAUGCAGAGUAUAUUUUAUCCCUCUGACCGAAUAGAGGAAAGAUUUGAUAUCAAAGGUUGUACCGCAGGAAGAUAUCAAAAGCCAAACGCAGAGGGCUCACAAAUCAUCAUAGUCCUGAAAGAUCAGAAUUUUCUAACGGAAGUUCUUGACUUUGGAGACCAAAAUCAAUGGUUUUUGCAACAGAUUCAAGCAGAUUCUGAAUUUUUAUGUGGCCUCAACUGCAUGGACUACAGUUUGCUGAUUGGAAGACAAAGGAAACAUACAGAUGAAAAGGUGACAGAACAUGUUGCUACCAUAGUAGAGAGAAUCGGAAAGUCUAUAUCUCCUAUAAGAAAAGGAAUGCUUACGUCUAAUGGAGAUGCCUUGUACAAUAGCAAAGGUGAUUAUACCAACAGAGCUCUAAAUGACUUGAAAGAAUCAACAUUUCAAGACAUUAUUACUUUACCAGAAUACAAACCAGGUGUCAUGUUUCCACGUAGUCUGACUGAUGGGGUUGAAAAUUUUCACAAGGAACAUAGAAGACUUUUGCCAAAAAGCAAAAAUGCUCUUCACAUUUUGGAUGGAGAGGAGUACAGAUAUUUUGUUGGAGUUGUAGAUUUCCUGACAAGAUUUGACUGGCGCCAGAAAACAGCACAGUAUUGGAAAAUAGUGAAAUAUAGCUGUGGGGACCAUUCCACAAAAAGUCCAAAGGUUUACAGUCGAAGGUUCAUCAAUUUUUUAAGAGACCAUGUCAGAUGAAACAUUUACCUGAAUAUUUUAGCAACAUUUAUUUAUUUUACUGUUUCUUUAUCAGUACCAUAUAAAACUUAUAUGGUUUAAUUAAUAGUGUACAAAAAUUUAAACAGAUACUGUUUAAAAAAAAGUUUUGAAACCACAGUCAGUUAUACAUUUCUUUUAGCAUUUGUUAAUAUUUAAAAUGAAAUAAUUUUUUAAAAUGAAUUGGCUUUACUUAACACAAUGUGGAUCAUAGCUAAACUUGCAAAACUUUUUGAUACUCAUGGCAUUAAGUAUGCUAUCAAAUAAAUAUUUGUAAAAAAAAAAUUAUAUUUUAGACAUUUAUAAGAUAUUUCUAUGAUUUGAAAACACUUCAAAUAAUCAUUUCAUGGUUAUAUAAAUUCACUUAUGAUGCUAGAAAAGAGUAAAAUAGAAGAAAAACAAUUUUAAUGUUAAAUCAGAAUUCAUUAAAACUCUGAAAUUCUUUUAUUUAAAAAUAAAUAUGUUAUGAACGCUUUUGCAUGUAAAAAAACAUGUAUCCUUUUUUUAUCUAAGCUUUCAUAAAUGCACUCAUAAAUUUUGUUUUUUCCUUAAAAUUUUUUGCCUUAUUUUACAUUCAAAGAAAGAAUCUCUUCUACAGUUCUCAUUUAAGUAUUUUUUCCCUUGAACAAAGCAUCUGUGAUAAUUAUUUUAUUAUUUUAUGUACAUGUUCUAAACUAGAAUAUUUACUGCUGAUUUAUAUAUUUUUCUUCUACAGUAUUAUGCACAGCAAAUAUCAUAUUACAAAGUAAAUAAUUUUUUAUUGUCAAAAUUUUAUUUUUGAAAAUGUUUUUACAUCAUUUUAAAACUGCUGAAAAUUAAUAAAAGCUUCACAUUGAAGUCAAUGAUCUUUAUAAUUUAUGUUCCAAUAAUAUUUAUAUAGGUUAGUGAACAUUUACUUAUAUAUUUGUAUAUAUAUAUAAAAGAAAUAUAGCCUAUUAAUUAUCUCUUUAUUCAUGAUGUCAACUAUAGCAAUAAGCCAAAACUUUGAUACAAAUAUUAAUAGCUCAUAAUAAUUGCUGUGAUAAAAAAUAUUGUUUCAAUUCUUUAUUCUAUGUUAUGCAUGUUUACUUCAUUAUACAGUAGAGUCAUGAAAUAUCAGCCUUAUCUGGACCAAGGUUUGCUCAAGUUUGUGGAAUGGGACUUAAGAAAAAUGCAGAAGAUAUAGCUCUGAACUUGUCUGUGUUGUAUUGAAUACAGCAGAGAAUAAACUAACCAAAUAUCCUAAUACAAAGAAGAAGUAAAUACUUAAUGAAGGCAUUGAACCUAUAAACAUGAACAUGAAAAAUUGAGUAGGCCUAAUGUACAGAUUGACCUUAGAAAAACACUUUAGCAAGACAUAAUUCUGUCUUUAGUGAAAAGAAACUGCAAAAACUGGCUACUUUUUUAAAGCUAUGGCCGAGUUAUCUAAACGGCCAUUUUUUGGAGUGUCAUGUUUUCAAAACUCUACUGUAUUUCUAUACAAAUGAUAUAUUAUUUGUUAUGGCAGCAUUUUUUUAACAAUUAGAUAUUAUAAGCUACUUUGGUAGACAAAAUUUUGACAAAUAUCUAGUUACUUCAAUAAGUGCACAACAUUUUUGAAUAAUGUAUAAAAAAAAACAUGGCUGCUUUUUCAAACAAUAUCAUUUAUAAAACUUGAUUUGAUUUAAUUUUUGUUUUAAAAUUAUUAUCAAUAAUGUACAAAUUAACAUACUAACUUAAAAUGGAGUUAUUUAAAUGUAAAAGAUUGUUUUUCUUUCACCAGUUAUCAUAUUUUCACUUUUGUGCAUGCCCUUGGAUCUUUUAAAACUGUAAUGUAUUUUUCAAUGAUUAUACUCAAAAGAAUUUCAAAACUAUAAGCAGGUCAUUGUUCUAAAAUUUUCUUUAGGAAAAUUUCAUCCGCCCUUAAAAAGUUAUCAGUGUAUAAAACCUAAUUACACAAAUAUUAACUAAGUAGACCCUAAACAUCUCCCCUUUAAAAAAAUGUUAACCCAUCAUUCUUUCCACCUCUUCAAACCAAACAAUUUAAUGCUUGCUAAUCAUACCCUCCUUUUAAAGUUGUUUUUAUAAAUAAAAAUUUGCUGAUUUAUCAGGUUGGCUUUUGUAUUGUCAAACCCAAUAACCUGAAUUCUUAUUUUGCCACUCAUGCAACAUAGCCAGAACAAAAGAAAUAAACAUUACAUUAAUAUUUGUUUCAAUAGUUUUCAAAUACUCAGAUUUAUUUAAUGUUUUUGAUUGUAUAUCUUAUUUUAAUGUUUUAUUUGCAACUUUUCACAUUUUCCUGAUGCACUGUCACUCUGUCAUUUAAUAUUUUAAUACAAAUUUUUUAUUUGUGUCAUUUUUUGAUGUCAGACUAUUUAUGGCUAAUUCUGUAUUUAUAUUUAGGCAUAUUUAUUUACAACUAUGCAAACUAUGUUUUAGGGAUUUAUUAAGUCAAAUACUUUUUAAAAGUUCAUGUAUUAAAAUAUUAUUUUCUACACCCUUCAAA
Messenger RNA from Biomphalaria glabrata, 4360 nucleotides. RefSeq names its product phosphatidylinositol 4-phosphate 5-kinase-like protein 1. Gene Ontology annotation, molecular function: phosphatidylinositol kinase activity. The coding region runs from base 373 to 1878 and encodes 501 amino acids. Lineage: Eukaryota; Metazoa; Mollusca; Gastropoda; Planorbidae. The transcript has 12 exons. Gene Ontology annotation, biological process: phosphatidylinositol metabolic process. The record is from RefSeq and is a predicted model, not a curated record.